Messenger RNA from Pochonia chlamydosporia 170, 1176 nucleotides. Its product is annotated as branched-chain amino acid cytosolic. The transcript has a single exon. The coding region runs from base 1 to 1176 and encodes 391 amino acids. Gene Ontology annotation, cellular component: mitochondrion. NCBI's taxonomy places the organism in Eukaryota, Fungi, Ascomycota, Sordariomycetes, Hypocreales, Clavicipitaceae. The record is from RefSeq and is a predicted model, not a curated record. Gene Ontology annotation, biological process: L-valine biosynthetic process; L-leucine biosynthetic process. Gene Ontology annotation, molecular function: branched-chain-amino-acid:2-oxoglutarate transaminase activity.
AUGACAUUCACACCUUCAAUUGCCCCCUUGGACGCUUCCAAGACUGUCCUCGAACUGACAACGAAACCGAAGCCGGUGCCUGCACCUAAUUCACCAGAGGUCGCCUCCAUUACGGCUUACACCGAUCACAUGCUUCUGGUAUCAUGGAAUGCGAAGCACGGUUGGGAUACCCCGAGAAUAGUGCCAUACGGGCCUAUUUCACUGGAACCAGGGGCGAGUAUUUUCCAAUACGCUACCAAUUGCUAUGAAGGCAUGAAGGCGUUUCGCGGAUUUGAUGGUCGACUUCGUCUCCUACGGCCAAUGUACAACUGCGAGAGGAUGCUUGCAUCCGCAACCCGAAUUUCUCUUCCAAUUUUUGAGCCUGAGGAGUUGCUCAAGCUUAUAAAGAAGAUAUGCUCUGUCGAAGCCCCAAAGUGGCUUUCAAAGGAUCAAGCUGGUUCUGCUUUGUAUAUCCGCCCAACCAUGAUCGGCACCGAUACCAGUCUGGGAGUUAAAGUUCCUGAGCAGGCUCUGCUUUGCAUUUUCCUUACAUAUUGGCCCAAUCCCUAUCAGCAAGUAUCGGGAGUCACACCGAAAUUGGGCUCAAGGUUGCUGGCAAGCAGCGGCCAUUCAGUCCGAGCAUGGCCCAAGGGCACAGGAGAAGCAAAGAUCGGGGCGAACUAUGGCCCUGCGCUGGUUGAACAUGCUGAAGCUCGUAGGCGCGGCUAUGAUCAAAUCCUGUGGCUCUUUGGACCUGAUAGGCACAUCACUGAGGCUGGCGGCAGUAAUAUUUUCGUAAUGUGGUGGACUUCCGAAGGCGUACUUCAGCUCAUUACGCCACCUUUAGACGAGGAUAAGCUGAUAUUGGCUGGAGGAACAAGAAGAAAUCUGCUGGAGCUGUCUCGAGACAUGUUUGCUGUGGACGAAGAAAAUGGCGCUGCGAGAUGUGAAGUACUGGAAAGGAAGAUAACCAUGUUUGAGGUGCAGCAGGCGGCUGAUGAAGGGCGACUUGCUGCUGUGUUUGUGGCGGGAACUGCCUUUUGGGUGUAUCCUGUCGCAGAGAUAUGCUUCAAUGGGCGGGAUAUAAUGGUUGAUGUUGGGAGGGUGCCGCAUGUGGCGAUGCUGAGAAGCAGGUUGGAGGACAUUGUGUAUGGUAGGGAGGAAAGUAGUUGGGUUGAUAUUGUGGAAGAGAACUAG